Molecule: messenger RNA, 9703 nt
Organism: Paramormyrops kingsleyae
Lineage: Eukaryota; Metazoa; Chordata; Actinopteri; Osteoglossiformes; Mormyridae
Product: microtubule-associated serine/threonine-protein kinase 2-like
Biological process (GO): peptidyl-serine phosphorylation; intracellular signal transduction; cytoskeleton organization
Cellular component (GO): microtubule cytoskeleton
Molecular function (GO): protein binding; protein serine/threonine kinase activity; ATP binding
Source: RefSeq, a predicted model, not a curated record
AGCCGGCUAAACGCCAUCCCUACCUGUCCUAGGAUUCUAGGUGCAAGGGGGGAGUGCAUGUGCUUGUGGGGGUGUAAGGAACUCAGGAGGGGGGACUUUUUUUGGUCUGCCGCAGACCAGAGGUGGCGGAAAACAGCAGGCGCCACGGCAACCUGCCGAGCCCUCUUCAAGGCCAGCGCCCCUUGCCCACGUGCCGGCUGCCCCCUCGUGCGGCAUCACCCCUCACCGGCGGGCUGGACUGUGCCUGACAGGCUCUGGAAACGCCUCUUAUGCCAUGAUCCACCUUUGUGCCUUUCUUAUGGAUGCAGACAGCCGUGACCAUUUCUGAGAACAGAUGGGACCUGGAUGCCGAGCCCUGGCCCUCAGCUUCCACUGGUCUGCUGAGCUCUGAGGAAAAACCACGUGCUGAGAGACCUGGCUGAGGGUGGCGGGAACUCCCUGGUUGUCCGGCUCACCAGCGUGAUUUGGAAGCACACUUAUCACAUAGUGAUGGGUUCGUAACAGAAUAAGCAGCUUAAAUAAUUUUAAUUACUGACAUUAUUCCGAUUUGUGUAGUUAAUUUUGUGCAUGUACAUUUAACAUUAUUAACUAAUUAUAAGUAUUGUUAUUUGCAUAGUUAAUUUGGUGCAGCCGAUUUAUCAUUUGUGUCAGCUCCUGUUUGGCCUUUAAGAACAACAAACCGAAACAGAGGGGCAAUUAAGCUUUAAUUAUGCACUAUUAUUGUUAUUUGCAUGGUCAGAUCUGUGUGUACAAUUAAUAUGGAGGUUUUCCGUUUGUGUCAGUUCCUGGUUGGCCUUUAGAAUAGAAGCUCUGACAAGGGGAGGCAGUUAAAAGCCAGAGUAACCGCGGCAUCAGGGGAACCGACUGAUAAGAACAUGAGAAGAUAGUCGGGAGGCAUGUGCCCCAGGAAAGCAUCCGAGCAUGGUCAGCAGGGGGCGACGUCGAGGUCACGUACAGGGGGGACGAACAGGAGGAAUGAUCAGCCCACCGAGCUCUGGGACACAGAGAGAGGGAGGGAGAGAGAGAGAACAUCAGCUUUUGCAUUCCUGAGUCACUGAGCCUGCCCUCUCACACCGAACCCGGGAGACAGAGAGACACUGGUGGACGGACACCCCCAGCCCCUGUUGCCUGGAACACUGCUCACCCACUGUGCUGCUCACAUUGGGCAGCAGGACCCCGCACACUGCAGGGGAAGGGAAAAAAUGCUGUAUCUGUCCCAGGGGUAGCUGGACAAGCAGCUAGAGCCAUUACUGGGGGGGUGCGGCGAGGACCGCCGUGAGAUGGAUCGUCACCACCAGGUAGAUGUUAAGAAUGUUGCACGUGUUGUUGCAAUACUUGACUUCAUGCAAUAAGAAUAUUUUUAUGUAAAUCAAGCUCAGACCUUAUUUCAAGUAACGGGACCCCCUUUUGAGUCUCUCCCAAGAGGAGUCGUACCAGUUUGGACCUUAAACUUCGGACCGGAAAGUGCAGACGCGCCCGUCGCAGGUGGAGGCCUCAUAAUCCGUGAAUGUCGGUCCCUGAAGAGUCACACUGCCCCACCCUUAGCAGGAAUCUUAAGGAAGCAGGAGUCCCACCCUGAUCAGGAAUCGCGCGUCUUAAGGAAGUGGACUGGGAUCCGUGCCAACAUGGACGACUCCAGCAUCCUGAGACGCAGAGGAUUCCAGAAGGAGCUGAGUCUUCCCAGGAGAGGCAGCUUCUGCCGGACCAGCAACAGGAAGAGCCUGAUCGUGACCUCCAGCACUUCACCCACCCUGCCCAGACCCCACUCCCCCUCACACGGCCCCCCGCCAGGGAGCAGCCCCCUGGACAGCCCGCGAAACUUCUCCCCUAAUACUGCGGUCCAUUUCUCCUUCAUCCAAGCACGCAGUCACGGACACCAGGCUGAAAGAACCGAUAGCCGCCGCUGGUCCCUGGCCUCUCUUCCCUCGUCGGGUUAUGGAAGCAACACGCCCAGUUCGACGGUGUCGUCGUCAUGCUCCUCCCAGGAGCGGCUGCACCAGCUGCCCUUCCAGCCCACGGCCGACGAGCUGCACUUCCUCACCAAGCACUUCAGCUCUGAGGGCAUCGCGGACGAAGAGGGCCAGUGUUCCCCCCCCCCGCGGCCCCGCUCACGCAGCCUCAGCCCUGGACGCUCUCCGGUUCCAUUUGACCACGAGAUCAUCAUGAUGAAUCACGUCUACAAGGAACGGUUCCCAAAGGCGACGGCCCAAAUGGAGGAGCGUCUGGCCGACUAUCUAGGCUCCUUAUCUCCGGAGAAGGUGAUUCCCCUAGCGGACGGAGUGCUCAGCUUCAUCCAGCAGCAGCUGGUCAAGCUGUCCCGGGACUGCCUGCAAAAAUCCCAGCAGGGCCUCAUCACCUCUCGCUACUUCCACGAGCUGCAGGACAACCUGGAGAAGCUGCUGCAGGAUGCUCAUGAGCGGUCAGAGAGCGCAGAGGUGGCCUUCGUCACGCAGCUGGUGAGGAAGCUGAUGUUCGUCAUCGCCCGGCCUGCGCGGCUGCUGGAGUGUCUGGAGUUUGACCCUGAAGAGUUCUACCACCUUCUGGAAGCUGCGGAGGGCCAUGCCAAAACGGGCCAGGGCAUCAAGUCGGAUAUCCCCCGUUACAUCAUCAGCCAGCUGGGCCUCACCAGGGAUCCCCUGGAGGAAAUGGCCCAGCUGAGCAGCUAUGACAGCGGCCACCCCGACACCCCCGAGACAGACGAUUCCACUGAGAGUCGCAGUGCCUCGGUACAGCAGGUCAAAGCCAUGGCCCCACGAGAGGAAGACUUUGAGAACAUUAAGCUGAUCAGCAAUGGAGCUUAUGGUGUGGUCUACCUGGUGCGGCACAAGGAGACACGCCAGCGCUUUGCCAUGAAGAAGAUCAACAAGCAGAACCUAAUUCUGAGAAACCAGGUCCAGCAGGCCUUCGUGGAGAGGGACAUCCUGACCUUCGCGGAGAACCCAUUCGUGGUCAGCCUGUUCUGCUCCUUUGAGACGCGCCGGCACCUCUGUAUGGUCAUGGAGUACGUGGAAGGUGGGGACUGUGCAACCCUUCUGAAGAACAUCGGGGCUCUACCCGUUGACAUGGCCCGGAUGUACUUUGCUGAAACGGUUCUGGCUCUCGAGUACCUGCACAACUACGGCAUCGUUCACCGGGAUCUGAAACCUGAUAAUUUGCUCAUCACAUCGAUGGGACACAUCAAGCUCACAGAUUUUGGGCUCUCCAAGAUUGGGCUGAUGAGCCUGACCACCAACCUUUAUGAGGGGCAUAUUGAGAAGGACACACGACAGUUCUUGGACAAACAGGUCUGUGGCACUCCAGAGUACAUUGCUCCAGAAGUGAUUCUUCGGCAAGGCUACGGUAAACCAGUGGACUGGUGGGCCAUGGGGAUCAUCCUAUAUGAGUUUUUGGUGGGAUGUGCCCCAUUCUUUGGAAAUACACCAGAGGAGCUCUUUGGACAAGUCAUCAGUGACAAGAUUGUCUGGCCAGAGGAGGAUGAAGCCCUGCCAGCCGAUGCCCAGGACAUCAUCUCUAAACUGCUCCGUCAGAGUCCCCUGGAUCGGCUUGGAACAGGCAGUGCCUUUGAGGUGAAACAGCAUCGCUUCUUCACGGGCCUGGACUGGACCGGUCUGCUGAGGCAGAAGGCCGAAUUCAUCCCUCAGCUCGAGUCAGAAGACGACACCAGCUACUUCGACACUCGAUCUGACAGGUAUCAGCAUCUGGAUUCUGAAGAGGACACCAAUGAUGAUAAGCUUGUGGAGAUGCGCCAGUUCUCAUCCUGCUCUCCUCGGUUCAACAAGGUUUACAGCAGCAUGGAGCGUCUGUCCCUCGUUGAGGAGAAGCAGAUACCACCGACCACUAAGUGCAGCCUUAGUGAGGAAGGAGGGGAUCGCACCCACAGCCUGUGCGGCCCCAGGUCACAUGACCGUAACUGGAUGGCAGGCUCCCCUGAGAUUUUGCGCAAGAGACUGUCCAUGUCAGAGUCGUCCCACGCGGAGAGCGACUCCAGCCCGCCGCUGAUGGGGAGGCGCCGCUGCUGUUCGGCCAUCAUCGAGAUGCCACGUUUCUCCAUCUCCGGCGAGGGCGAGGUGCCCAGCCCCGCUCAGCCCUUCCACACAUUGAUUGGGGGGGCCCUUGGGGAAAAGCUCUUCCUCCCCAUCCCAGAGCAGCCUACCGAGAGGCGGCUGAAACUGGAAGCAUCACCCACCAACAGCCAGCUCAGUGAAAUCCCCCCAGCCGCAGGCAGCAAGGGUAACGUGUCAGACUGCGGGGCCACCAAGGGGCCCCCCGGCACCGAUGCCCCCAGGGCCAUCAGUGACCUGGCAGCCCGCCGUGCCCGUCACAGGCUGCUCUCGGGGGAGUCGGCGGAGAAGCACGCCCUGCGGCCGCUCAGCAAGGUCAUCAAGUCGGCCUCGGCCACUACUCUGUCGCUCCUGAUCCCAGGAGCAGAGCAGCACGGUACCUCGCCCCUGGCCAGCCCAAUGUCCCCCCACUCGCUGUCCUCCAACCCCUCCUCACGGGACUCCUCCCCCAGCCGGGAACUGUCACCCGCCAUGUUCCGCGCCAAGCCAGCCGUCAUCAUCCAUCGCUCCGGCAUGAAGUACGGCUUCACUCUGCGUGCCAUCCGCGUCUACAUGGGUCACACGGAUGUCUACACCAUGCAGCACAUGGUUUGGCACGUGGACGAGGGGGGCCCAGCCCAAGAGGCGGGGCUUGGAGAAGGUGACCUCAUCACGCAUGUGAAUGGGGAGUCCGUACAUGGCCUUGUGCACACGGAGGUGGUGGAGCUCAUCCUCAAGAGUGGCAGCAAGGUGUCGAUCUGCGCAACCCCCUUUGAAAACACUUCCAUCAAGGUUGGGCCGGCCCGCAAGGCCAGCUGCAAGUCUAAGAUGGCACGCCGCCGUAAGGCCAGCCGGACCAAAGAGGUCCAAGACAGCGGUAAGAAGACGACAUCCCUGUUUCACAAAAUUACAAAGCAAGCCUCCUUCCUGCACACCAGCCAGAGCCUGACCUCCCUCAACCGCUCCCUGUCCUCUGGAGAGGGCAUCCCCCGCUCCCCCACGCUGGCCCUGUCCCCCCGCUCCCCCACCCAGGCCUACCGCUCCACCGUGGACUUGGCCCUGUCAGCGGGGGGUACCUCAUCCCAAAGCAGUUCUCCCGGCUCCAGCGUUCCCAACUCACCGGCCAGCUCUGGCCACAUGCGACCCAGCUCCCUGCACGGCCUGGCUCCCAAACUGCAGCGCCAGUACCGCUCGCCCCACCGCAAGCCUGCCGCUAACAUGCCGCUGUCGCCACUGGCCCGUACCCCCUCACCUACACCGCCGGGCCGCUCACCACAGCGCUCACCCUCCCCGCUGCCCGCCCAUGGCCCGGGAGCCUCCGGCACUGCCCAGCCCUUCCCCGCCAGGCUGCACUCGUCGCCCCCGAUGGUGCGGCCCAUCAGCCGGUCCAAGCCCGCCGAGUCGCCCCGUUCGCCGCUGCUCAGGCGUGUGCAGUCCACUGAGAAGCUGUCCACCUCCUACUCGUCCUCUUCUUCUUCCUCAUCCUCUUCCUCGGUGGUCCUGGUGCAGAUGGGCAGUCUGCAGAAGCACCCAGCCCGUAAGCUGGUGCCCGUAGAGGACUCGGAGGCAGGAUCCGACGCCCUAAGGCUGGGCCCGGGGAAGAGCAACCUGAAGGACAAACUCUCAGCCAUCCGGCAGGACCGGGCCGAGUGGCGGGAGUCCUUGCCAAAGCAGGACGCCAUCCAUGAGGUGGACUCCUCCGAGGACGAUGUGGACGAGGCCCCCGAGGAACGCCAGGCCAGGGGACCUACCUCCCGUCCUCAGAGGCUUGCGGUCAAACCGGAGGACCCUCCUCUAAAACGUAGCCUCUUGUCAUUUUCUCCUGGGUUCCCCUCCCCUGCCAUGCCCAAAGUGCCACCCUCCACCUCCCUCCCUGAGAGAAGUGCUGGGGCAGCAGUCAAAGGGGCUGCUGGGAAGGGUGUUGGGAACCCAGCGGAGUCCGUUGUUAGCACUCGAUUGUCCCUGUUCCCACAGCAACUGACACAUGGUGCCUUCUCCUUUAUGACCAAGGGUGCCCCCCAGAGGCCACUCUCUGCAGACCAAAACUUCUCCAUGAAUGAAGCGAAGGUUACCCAAGAGGUGCCACCCAAGAAGACCACCCCAUCCAGGGAUUGGAUGCCCUCAGCAGGCACCAGUGUGGAGAGGAAGGAGACAGACAAGAGGAAGCAGGCUAUGAGCACCGCAGCCACUCAGCAGCUGGAGCAGUUGGUCUCCCACCCAGUCAGCAUGGCCAAGAGCAUGAUGCCACCAGUCCGCAUGAGCAUGCCCAGUGUGAGGGCUUCUGAGAAGUCCAAGGACCUGCAGUCAGUGGCAAUGUCACAGUCAAAAAGUAAGGAGCGGAAGCAGGACCAGAGAACCCCCACUGCUGCGAGCAUGUCCCUGUCCUGCAGGGACCCCUACGCCCAGGCUGGGUCCUACAGGGAGGCUUCCAACCAAGAUUCCUCCAAAAGAGAGUCGCUCCCAAGGCAGCCCCCAUUUGCUCCGGACCUGGCUGCCACUCAGGAUGGGUGGAGACCUGCCAUGGCUAAGGACCUGAACCAAGCGCCCCCUAGUGGAUUAGCUGAGACAGGGCUGACUGUGGAGAAGCGCCUGCAGAUGGAGCGGCUCCUACAGACACAGGGCUUGCCGGCAGAGCAAACAAAGAGACAAACUGCUCCAGGUCCGGCAUUGAAGUUGCAGGGUCAAACACUCAAGAAAACGUAGCAGCGAGUAGAGAGAAGUCCAUUCCGGACCGAUUCCGCAAACGCCACCUGCACUCUUAGUAUUUUCUGCGUUUUUUUAAUCAUUAUCAUAAUUUUGCAGUUCUCAAGGGCUCAGAGACUGUCCUCCCAUAGUGAGGGAUCUUCUGGGGGGGGGGUUGGAGGACAGGUUGUGCCGUGUCACUGAGGCCACGUGGAUGGCUUUUUGGUGGCCUAUUUCACCGACGCUUGUCACGUCACAGACAGCGUCAGGCCCUCCAUCUGUUCCCGAACAGCGGAGCAGGUUGUGCCUUAAUGAACAUAAUAAUUCACGUUCAGCCACCUCCUACUCCGUUAGCCACCCCUGGGAGGGUGGGUGUAUCUCAGCAAUAAAGGAAGCAUAUGUUUAGCAGUUUACAUUACAUACACAUUUAACAGACUCCCUGUAUAAACCAAGCAUACGGAAUCAACUUUUUUUCCAUUUCCAAUGUGUGUUGUUUUUUUUAUUUUGUCAUUAUAGAGGCCGAAUGAACUAUUCUUUUUGUAUUUGGGACAGAGGUUUUAAAAAACUGCCUUUCCUCAUUCACAGGCUGUUGUUCUGAAGAACUGUGGUUCUGCACUGUAAUGUCUAGGCUUUCUUGCCCGGGAUUGUUUUUCAUGAUUGUUUCCAGUCAUUUUCAUUCAGAGAUCCACGGCCCAUUUGGAUAUAGGAUAUGUCCCUGACCUGUGUGUGUUUUCCGGGUGUGUAUGGAAUAGCCAUUUCAUUAGUGGGCCUGUCCUUCCAUCACUGAGAUAAUCAUUUAAUCACUGGGAUUUUCACCUUACCACCAGGACAAUAAUUCUAUUGCUGCAAUAGUAAUUUCAUCACUGGGUUAGUCAUUUGAUUUCUUAAAUUGUCAUUUAAUUACUGGGAUUGUCAUUAAUCAAUAGAAUAGUCAUUUCAGUCAGUCAAAACAUGAAGCCUCAGAAAGGCAAUUUAUUAAUUUUCACCCCCCAAGGAGAAUCCUUCAGAUUGCUGCUGAAUAUAUCAUUUUUUGUCUGUUUUCUCAUCUGUUCCCUUCUUGUUCUGUGCUGUAAAACCUUAGCGGUAAUUUUUUUAGGUACACCUGCUCUUACACGCAAAAAGCCAAUGACGCGCAUACAAAGACAAGUUUAGGAGGUUGAGUUACUGUUUGGCUAUGCGAUGUAAUGGAUAAGGUGCAAAGCUGGGUCCUGCCUACUACUCUGUAGGGGUGCCUUUUCAAGUGCCCACUGAGUGUGUCUGCAGUUUUUGUACUUACAUUCUGCUUGUAGCCCCGAGAGAGGUGGCCAUCUUGGUUCGUGUACAUUCCUCUCAGCCACUCCCCAUCGCCAUCGCCUGCUUGAUUGGCCACACGUCGCUUUGUUUUCUGAUUCUGGUGAUUGCAGUGAUCGGGGGGGGGCACCUGGGAUUUGACCCAGCAACCUUCUGGUUACAAGACCUGUUCUGCUUUAUAAAUGGCAGGCCAGGCCGCUUGAUUCAUUCUGCUCUUGCAUCAUUUCAUUGCUACCUGCUUGGCUUGUUGGACUCCCACCCCUGAGGUUCACGGCUGUGCGGAGUCAGCGUUUCCGCGGCGACAGACCUGCAGAGGGCAAGAACCGCGUCACAAAUGAGGCACAGGAAUGGGAAGGAGUGGAAGCCCGGCGCCGCUAAUUAGUCCGCGCUGACUGGAGGCCCGAGGACAUGGGCAGCUCCCAUCUGGCUCUGCUAAGUGCAUGCCAGGACGCUACACUGCGAUGGUUAGCAUAUAGAUCAAUAUCCAAUUUGUUUGCACCCCGCCUCACAGAUCACGGCCAUAAUGAGCAGCAGCAAUGCGACAUCUCCCACUCUGUAAGAGGAGGAGACGUUUAACCACUGCCAGUCAUGUUUCUGCAGUGUGACACUUCCUCUAGGCGUCAGUGAAGGUCAAAACAGAUAUACAAGAAACCAGGUGUGUUGGGAGGGGGAAACAUCACCUGACUCACCCUCCCAGGAUGGGCCGCUGGUCACAUUCUAUCACCAUUUUAUUCCGUUAGCUCAGUUUUUUAUUUCAAGUUGAAUAUAACAUGAUAUUUCACAAAACACUGCAGUCCAGACUCAGCUGGGUUUUAGUUCGUACAGGAGCUGGCCAGCAGGUCAUGCUGCGUGGAAAUGAAGGUGAGACUCCAGGAGCCCAAGAUGAGUUCAUGUUUAAGGUGAUUAAAUCUAAUUAAACAUUACCAGUCUCUUAAUACCAGCGAUAAAUUACAGAGAAAUUUCAUUUUACAUCCCUCUUGCAACUUCAGGGAAGCCCAGGACGCUGUGUUGGGAACGCCCCAGACAGGAUGCCAGGCUGUCAUUGGGCACAAUGACUCACUUAUAAUCUUCAGUUUUCCUAGUUUGUUUUUGGAGGAAACCCAUGUGACAUGUGUAGAGCAUGCAAGAUGCCCCCAUACACCCAGCAGGAUCCAAACCGCUGAGCUGUGCUCUUGUGAGCCAUCAGUGCUGCCUAUUGAGACACCAUGCUGUCAUUCAUUUCUGCUGUAUGGGAACUAUAUGGCACCCCUGAAUUUUCCGUACGACGUCUUAUGGGGAACGGCGUGGAUGCGGAUUCUAGGGGUCACCUAGCGGCACAGAAGUGCAGAGUGGAACCCCAGCAGUUCUCUGGGGAACAGAUGUUCGACCCUGAGACUGAAGCACGUGUUGCUGGAGGACCUCCAAGACCUCCUUGCCACAUCUGAAGCCCAAUGUAUCCCCCAUUUGCACACAGGUUGCUGUCUCUGUUGGAGGGCUGGAUUCAUGGUUUCUGUAGGGUGGAAGACUCAGCCAUCUUGUUUAUAAACUGACUUAGCUCAGUGUUCCUCAGUGCAUGUGUGUAAGGCAGAGCGUUAUGGAUUAGUGAGUGCAGACCCAUUUGGUUACGGCAAAACCAGUGCGAUGUUUGAUAACUGCAGUAAGUCAAUGUUGCCAUAAAGCUUUCUUUAUUAUAAUAAAAUUUUAAACGAAAA